Molecule: messenger RNA, 1107 nt
Organism: Alternaria postmessia
Lineage: Eukaryota; Fungi; Ascomycota; Dothideomycetes; Pleosporales; Pleosporaceae
Exons: 4
Coding region: 1-1107 (368 amino acids)
Source: RefSeq, a predicted model, not a curated record
AUGAGGUCCCCGCCGCCCGAGGUCCUUGCGACAUGGCCCAAGCCGAACUACGUCGACCCGACCACGAGGGGUUCGGGUUUGAUGAUAGUCGAGUUGACACUAUUACCGAUUGCUAUGAUUGUUGUAUUUCUCCGACUUUGGGUACGGAUAGCAUGGUUGAAGAAGAGCUGGUAUGACGACUACCUUAUGAUUGUGGCAAUGGUCUUCAGCAUCGGCACAACAGUCAUUGUCAUUAUGGCAUCCCAACUCUAUGGUUGGGAUCGCCACGUUUGGGACCUCACACCGCACGAGAUGAUGGUUGGUAGACAGGCAUCCAUGGCAGGUCAGACAUUAUUCGUCCUUGCUUCUUCCACGGUCAAGAUGUCUAUCCUCGUAUCGUACUUUCGCAUCGCACCAGAAAAGUCACUGUUCCGCAAGCUCGUCUGGGCAACCUUUGCGCUUGUAUUCGCCGCCUUUGUUGUCUUCCUAGUUGCACUCUGGGUACAAUGCAUUCCAAUCUCCAGCUACUGGGAGCUCAAAGCCGACCACCGUGACUGCAUUCCUGAGGGACCACCACUAGUCGUCCAAAGUGUACUCAACGUGGUGACCGACUUUAUGAUCUACGCACUUCCGAUCCCUACGCUAUUCACACUCUCGCUACCAUGGACUCAACGCGUCGGCCUUGUCGUUCUCUUCUCCGUCGGUGGCGUCAUUGUCGUUGCGAGCAGCUUCCGAGCCUACUGGGUCCACUACACACUCUUCGAGACAUAUGACUCCACUUGGGAAGGAUACCAGAUCUGGCUUUGGACCGCCGUUGAAACAAACGUCGGUGUCAUCUGCGGGUGUAUCCCAGCGCUCAAGCCAUUACUCUUCCCCCACCGGGCAAGAGCGCAGGGUUCCAAGUACGGCAACAACUCGCAGAGCAGCAAAAGGAAGGAAAAGAUUACCCCUGUCAUCGACCAAGUCGAGAUGGAUACCCGAAAACUCACGGACAACGAUGAGACGCGGCCCGGGACCGCCAUUGCUCCGGUGCAUUACCGUCCCCUCUCGGAACGACCAAUGAGCGGCGAUACCGAUAAGAGUCGGUUUGAUAUCGAUAUAGAGCAGCAAAAAGCUUUCAUGUACUGA